CCUUUGCGAUCUGUCUAUAAUCUGUGACAAUACUGACGUAAGAUUCAUUCAGAAAUGAAACUAUUCAUAUUUUAACCUAUUCAUAAAAUUUGUGUACUAUAUAUAUGUAUAUUAGAGAGGACUCGUGUGUACAUUUAUACACGUGCAUAUAUUCUUCCCAAAUAACACAUUGGAAUUGACAAUUGUAAACGUAAACGCAUGUUGGGCCAUAAUAAUGGAAUAUCUACAAGAAAUUUCUCAAUAUUUAUGUUCUAAUGCACGAUUGGAUUUAAAGAGCAUUGCAUUGAAAUAUGUACUUGGUACGACAGCAACUGCUGAUGGUCGAGAAUUGCUGUUGAAGUUACCAGAAAUAUUAAAACAGCUUGUUAUUCUCAUGCAAGAUUCUUCCGAUUCUAUUGGAAAGGAUGCUGCGCUGGCAUUAGUAAAUAUUACUGGAGAUGAGUCAGGAACUAAUGCAAUGCUGAUUAUCUCAGUCAAGCAAUUCAAUAAGGAUAAGGAAUACAGUCUAAAUUUAAUAGAAGUUUGUAUGAGAAAUAUAAUGAAUAAAUCCAGCACUUUGGCAGAUCCAUGUUGCAUGAUACUUUCCAAUAUGACUAGACUACUUUAUUUAGUGGAUCGUAUUAUAGCACUCAUUGAAAAAAGUGGUUAUACCUGGGACACAAUAGUAGGUGCGUUUACUGCUAAACAAUAUAAUACUGCAGGUGCUAAAUUACACUAUCUUGGACCUGUUUUUAGCAAUCUUAGUCAAUCAUCACAUGUAAGAAGAUAUUUGAUGGAUCGAGAUCGCUGUGUUAUACAACGAUUUUUCUCAUUCACAGAGUAUUCUGAUAGUGUAAUCACACGAGGUGGUGUUAUUGGUACUUUGAAAAAUUGUACAUUUGACACGGAAAAUCAUGAAUGGUUACUGAAUCCAGAAGUGGAUUUAUUAUCAUAUUUAUUGUUGCCGCUUGCUGGUCCGGAAGAAUUCGACGAUGAAGAUAAUGAUAAAUUGCCAAUUAACUUGCAAUAUCUUCCUGAAAUAAAGACUCGAGAACCUGAUCCGGAUAUAAGACUUAUGCUCUUAGAGGCAUUAAACCAACUUUGUGCAACGAAAGUGGCGAGAGAAAUAUUGAGGGAAAAGAAUACAUAUAUUAUACUUCGAGAACUGCACAAAUGGGAAAAAGACAAAAGUUGUUUAUUAGCAUGCGAAAAUGUCGUAGACAUCUUGAUAAAAACCGAGGAAGAAAUCGGCUUAGAUAAUUUGAAGGAAGUAGAUGUGCCAUCCGAAUAUGCGGAAAAGUUUUGUAAGAUAAGUAAAGACUUUAUUAACAGUACAUAGUGCAAAAAUUGAUAUAAAUAUACUAUUUUGUAAAUAUUGCACAAAAUACACAAUUACAACAAUAGACAUACAUAUAUACUAACGAAAAUGUAUUUUCAUAACACAUUCGACUCUUUGUAUUAUACUCAUCAUACAUAUUGCACUGCCCCAUUUUAAAUAAUAAGCUAUCAGGUUCAACACGUAGCAAAAAA
Molecule: messenger RNA, 1509 nt
Organism: Nylanderia fulva
Lineage: Eukaryota; Metazoa; Arthropoda; Insecta; Hymenoptera; Formicidae
Product: co-chaperone protein HGH1 homolog
Source: RefSeq, a predicted model, not a curated record